Messenger RNA from Dunckerocampus dactyliophorus (ringed pipefish), 1796 nucleotides. Its product is annotated as myelin protein zero-like protein 2. Bases 248 to 1003 code for a protein of 251 amino acids. The record is from RefSeq and is a predicted model, not a curated record. Gene Ontology annotation, cellular component: membrane. Lineage: Eukaryota; Metazoa; Chordata; Actinopteri; Syngnathiformes; Syngnathidae. The transcript has 5 exons. Gene Ontology annotation, biological process: cell-cell adhesion.
GGAUUGAGCAAGUGAGACGAAAGAUAAGGCGGCGGAGAGGAGUGUUGGAGGGUUGCCAGGCACUGAGGUGGGUGGGAGGCUGCUGAUUUGACUUGAGAAAGACCAGUGGCGAGUCAGGACGCGUUCUUGGUGGGACGUGGAAGUAGAGGCGAGGACUCCUCUAACCUUCAGAGAGAAGAAGUUUGGUCAGCGUGGGAGUGUCGGUUGGUUGUCUCCGAGUUUCUUGAUCACUGGACAUCGUCUUCCAAUGUUCGUCAAAGGGUUUCUUCUCCUGUGUGGACUCGCAGCUUCAGGCGUGCUGCAGGCCAGUGGGAUCCGUAUAUACACUUCAGAGGACGUGGAGGCUGUCAACGGGACAGAUGUCCGUCUGAAGUGUACAUUCCAGAGUUCCACUACCAUCAAUCCCAAUGCCGUCAUCGUCUCCUGGAGCUUCAGACCUCUCAAACCAGGCCGAGAAGAAUCGGUUUUCCACUACCAGCAGAAGCCAUACCCUCCUGUAGAGGGCAUUUUCAGGAACCGAAUCAUCUGGGCAGGUGACAUAAUGGGCCGUGAUGCCUCCAUCAUAAUUCGACAAGUGAAGUUCACUUACAAUGGCACGUACAUGUGCCAAGUCAAGAACCCGCCGGAUGUGCACGGCCCAGUUGGAGAGAUUCGACUGCGUGUCGUCACGACAGCCUCCUUCUCUGAGCUUCUGCUGCUGGCAUUUGCCAUCGGGGGCGGGAUAGCUGUUGUGGUUCUCCUGCUCAUCAUCAUCGUGUCCUGCAGGAGAUGCAAGAAGAAGAGACAGAGGCGGGAAGGGGAAGUGGAGGCUCCUCGCAAAGAGAGAAAAGAUCCCACUGUGUGCCACCCAAUGAGGGCCAUCCACCUGUACCUAUCACAGACGUCCAUAGAGAUUGACAGUUCAGAUGGAAUGAUCUCAGAUGCCAGCACCAAAGAUCCCAGCUCCUCCUCAGAGGGUCCGAGCUCAGACGAUGACGACGACGACGAUAUCUAUUCGGACUAAGAAGGAGGUGGGAACUGACAGAGAGACAGAAGCAAAGAUAUGAAGGUAGCCAGGGUGCUUUCUGGAGGGAUGCCUAAACGGUAUCCAUGGUCCACAGUAAUGCCAAAUGGCGAGCAGACCAACGGCGUACUGUCGCCAUGCACACUGUCAUAUGAGUGUAAGGAAAAGGGGACGGAUGUCCUGUUGGAACAAUUCUGAAAAGGCACAAAGAGACUAGAGGGAUGCUUCUUAUGACGUCCUUGAAAGGGGAUCAAAAGUGUUUGUUUCUGUCUUGUCCAGCCAUAUUCAUGUGAUGGAACAAUGGAUGAUUCAUCCUGCCUAGGCAGCAGGUGACGCAGCCAUAGGAAAACUGUGGGUCGCAGUCAUUUCUUAAAUCCACGCUACCAGUUUAUCCCUCAUUGGUGGGGAUCGCAGUACAGUAUGUUACAUUGGAUUACUUGAAUAUAAAACUUGAUGUUGCUCAUAUGUUACACCUGCAGGGCCGCUGCUUGCUAGUUUGAGCCACGGUAUGUGCGCUCCUGCCGCAGAUGUAUGGGAGUGCACAGUUUUGAUCUGAAAAACCUUUGAAUGCAAACUGUCCCAGUGAGCCUCUUCUCCCUCCAUGCAUCACAUCCACUAACACAUGACUGCAAAAGAUGUGUUUUUUUGUACUUUUGUAAUGUUGAUGUAAUACUUAGCAAUGUGUAUAGAUGUCUUUCAGUUUUAAAGCCUGAAGUAUUUCAUUCUUUUUUUUAUGUAGAUACGGUAUAUGUUUGACAUAGAUAUUUUAUAAGACUGAUUUUCUAAUAAAAUG